AUGCAAAAGUUUGCCCAAGAAGAAACGCUCCUCCAAAUCCACUGCUCUGCUACGAGUACUAGUAGUAAAGAAGAGUUUGAGUCGACUGUGCUCCCCAAAGUGCAAAAGUUCGUUCAGUCGUUUCCUUUUUCGGCAGUACUUCCGGUACAACCACUCCAAUAUUUGCCCACUGCAGAUGGCGGAGUGGAAGUUUUGUUCAUGAGAAAGAAGACGAAAGAAAAGGGUAGCAUUGAUGGAGGCUUGUGUUUUUUCGUGAUUCCCACUGGCAGUGGCAAUAAUAAUGAAUCAAAUGAAUUGGAAAUUGUUGUCAAGAGGAACAGUGAAGGGCAAACCUGCGGGAAAAUGUUUUCUGAAAAGUUGGUGGUGCAAGCCUUUGUGAGUUCCUUUACAGGCAAGGACGUGGAGGAAGGAAGAGCACCACUGACCAGCCAAGAAGCACCCGGCAACGAAUUGGUCAAGGUAGAAUCUGUCUUUCACAAGUGGAUGGAUGGAUUGGUGGCAUGA
This is a messenger RNA of Seminavis robusta, 504 nucleotides long. The record is from the annotation of a GenBank genome assembly. Lineage: Eukaryota; Bacillariophyta; Bacillariophyceae; Naviculales; Naviculaceae.